Molecule: messenger RNA, 1018 nt
Organism: Planococcus citri (citrus mealybug)
Lineage: Eukaryota; Metazoa; Arthropoda; Insecta; Hemiptera; Pseudococcidae
Exons: 6
Coding region: 94-942 (282 amino acids)
Source: RefSeq, a predicted model, not a curated record
GUAGGUAUUUAGAGCGUAUUUGUGGGCAAAAUUUUACCAUUGCUCCACUUGCGAUCGUUUCGAAUUCAGAAAUUGCAUAAUAUCCUUUCAGCAAUGUAUUUGACGCGUAAGAUUUUGUUGUGGUUUUCGUUGUUCAAUAUAGAUGGCUUAUUUUUUUCCAGAGAAAAUUUAGUUUUCGCUUUUGAAAACCCAUUAGCGCCAGGUCUUUCCGUUCGCACUGGCAUAAAAACUGCUAUCAAAGCUUCAUCUCAUGUCCUUGGAUCAUGGAAACCACUGACUGUCUUCACACCUUUGGAGGAAACUAUUUUAGCUAAUCUAACAUCACAGUCACUUGAUUUCCGAAUGGUUACUCCUAAAACUGUGGGAACUGUAACCGGAGGUGUUUUUGGCAAAGAUAAUUACGAAGUUGUUAAGGCUUCGUGCUUUUGGAAUACUGGCUCAUGUAAUGAAACUGGUGUGGAGUGUCGAGUAUAUUUCUUCAACUUGAAAUACAAUUCGUAUGAAAAGGCUUUAGAUUACGAUGACGGAAUUGUGGUCAUGAAUUUUCCAGUUGCAACUGAAGGCGAUUUUCCCAACCCGUUGUUUCAUGGAUUGUCUAAAUUAUUUGCAAAAAAACUCAAACGACCUGGAGACUGUUCCAAGGUUCACAGCGCAUUCACCUACCGAUGGUACUUGAAUUUCCCCCUCAAAAGUGUUUAUACUAGUUUUAAAGCGGAUUUCAACGACGAAGAAUUUGGAAAAAAAUUUUGUGCUGUUGUGGUCAACAUGCCUGUGAAUCGGCGUUUGAAUUACAUUUCAAAAGAACAGUUCAAAUCUACAUUUGGAAAAAUGAAUGGAAUUUCACAGGAAGCUGUGAGUGGUGAAUUCAUUCAAGAUGCCGGUGUGGCUAAGACACCAGUGGAAAGGCACGAAGGAAUUUGUGUUUUAAAUAUCCCAGCAUGAUUAUAGUGUGAUUCGAAAAUAUGUUAAAUAAUCUAAACAUUAAUUGAGAUUAAAAUAAAUAUCAUUUUUGUUUUAA